This is a messenger RNA of Fusarium odoratissimum NRRL 54006, 4632 nucleotides long. RefSeq lists its product as uncharacterized. NCBI's taxonomy places the organism in Eukaryota, Fungi, Ascomycota, Sordariomycetes, Hypocreales, Nectriaceae. Bases 3757 to 4185 code for a protein of 142 amino acids. The transcript is spliced from 3 exons. The record is from RefSeq and is a predicted model, not a curated record.
AGUGAGUGCGACAUUCCCACGAAUCAGCCUCUUCUGCAAGCAAUUGGCACGAUCAGCCAGUCUCAGCUUGUCUUGUCUGGUGUCGUCAUGUUUCUUGUCUGUGAUGAGAUAGCCCAGGCAAGGCCAAACAAGCAAUGAACGGACCCCCCGCGACCCAGCUUUGCAGGGUCCCAGAACCUGGACGAGCUGACCUGUAGGCUCCACGGACUGUGGCUAUGCCAGCUCCGAGCUAUAUCGGUACCAAGCUAUCGGCAUCGAGAACCAAGUUGCGGUCUAACAAGAAGAGUCCAGAUCUUCAGGGCCCGGAUGAUCGACUCAGAUCAAAGCCGAGGAGCAACGGAAAUGAACUUUGGCCUGAAGCUUCGCGACGCUUGAGAGGAGGAAAAAUCGGCAUCAGAGGAUGAAAUUGCCUGAGUGACAUUCCCUCCCCUCAUUUGCCAAGACGGGGUCUAAGUCAAGAUCGCGCUCGGAAUCGGGCCUAGCAACCUUGUCUUGACUCCCCCACUCAAGUUCCAGAACAACUGCUCACUCUUGAUAGUGAGAGAACAGGUACUGUAGCAAUAGCAACCCCGCUUCACCAGGACCCUUGCCUUGGCAAUUGAUCCUUUGAUUGCCUAUCGUAGCUUGUUUCCUUGAUAUUGAUGAGUGCAUUCCCAGAUUUUCAUAUCUAUUAAGGUCGUAUUAUCUUACAAGAGCCGGUUAUAACUUGCAAUCUUUGUCCUCAAACAAGUUCACGAGUGUAUGAGUUGGUGGCAGGCCAACACGCCUCGCUGUUCGGUAUUCCUCAGACCACCACACCAACAAAAGAUAUCCAAGCUAAGUCAAACUUCAGGGCAUCCAGUUCGUGCCCUGUCCAAUACUCUGUCUCCCCACGUGUGGUGAUUGCCCGUUCUCAGCAAACUAUCGUCGCCCGGCGUGUCCGGCUUCUUCAACGGAGACACACCCAAUUCCUAGUAGAUCUCGAUCUGCUUCGAGCACAAACCGCCUAUUGAGGCUAGAUACUCAAGCACAAAUGACACAAUUGCAUCGAGGCUCACGGCAACAAGCCCAACACCUGUAACGCCCACAUGCGCCUGCGGGGUUUCCCACGACAGCCAGAUGAUCAGCCCAACGACCCGAAACCCCUUGAAAUGUUUCACAACGUCACCAUUCCAGGACAUAACUAUAGUUGCAAAUAGCUGCCGCUUGAGUUACUUUAUUACAUCCUUAAUGCAACGUGCAACAAGCUUGUCUUUGACUUUGCGGCAAGCAUACACUAUCUGACCCGGCAAGGUCAAGAAUUCAUCCAGAACAGUGCAUGCACACUAUGGCAACAUUGUGCCGAGGGAUGUCAUCUUCACAGAUGGCUAGAUCUGUCAGGCCCAGGAAGCGCGCCGCUCAUCAUGGCAGGUUCCGCGUUUACACCGAGAAUCAGUGUUCGACCUCCUCGAGUUCCCCACCAAGCUACCCCAAUAGCUGCUCGUUCCACGUCUAGCUCUCCACUAACGAGAAUCUGCAAGAACCGUUGCUUGACUGGUUCCCUUAGUACGGGAUCCUCAAUUUCAUUCAUGGCUUGAGCAGCAAUCGUGAACCAUUCUUCCACCAGAGGAAGAGGUAGAUAUGGGAGUGAAUCAACUAGAGCUAAAGCAAGUGAACUCUGCUGAGAAUGACGCUCCUCCUGAGUCUCUUCCAUCGCAGCUUGUGCGACGAUAUCUGCUGUUGGUGGCAGCAGACUCGUCGACGCCGUGGAAAUUGAAGCUCGAAGCAUCUCUAGAAGUGUCUCCGAUAGCUGCGGCUCCAGCUCUGCGAUGGGGAAGGGAGGUGAUACAAUCUGCAUCACAGUCUUGAAGGCCACUCUGAAUUGACGGGAUGAGAUAUGCUGCGGGAAUGAGUUGAACAGCAGAGCGAUAUAGAAAGGUGUAAGUUCGAUGGUGAGAGGGCUAUGUUGGGGGCAAGAUAUGGUUGAUAGAAUGGCGCUGUGUGCGGAUUCGAAGAUCUCAACCAUAUUUUGUGUCGUAGGUCCUUCAUGAGAAAUGUAUGCAAUCGCUGGUUUGAUUAUUAGAGCGUCGCAUGCAUCAGUUGGCAGACUAAGUGGUAAGUGUUCAGAUAGAUUAAGGUAGAACAGGUCCAAUGUUCUUUGCAGAUAUGUAGUGGAUGUCGAUGCAUCCUCGGAAGGUCGGAAUUCCUGGAGGAACCUGUGGCAAGCAGGGGCGCUCCGGGAGAUCGAGUCGAUCGAAGUGAGAUAUGUAAAGUUGUAGACCUGGAACGCGCUAUUGCCGUUCCUUGAGGAGAUGAAGAAGAUGUUGCGUAAUAUGCGAAGCGACUUUGACGCGAUGACAGGAGCAGCUAUGUCGUUCAACAUGCGCGGGUCAAGAAGACUUCGCGAGACAAUCGCCUGCAGAAUAGCAACCGUCCCAAACAUGAGCUUCCUCAGCAAGUUCCAUAGAACUGGCCAGGUGCUUGUAAUGGUCUCCUGAGUGAGCACAUUACCCUCAAGCGCUGGAUCUAUGUCGCUCAAACGAUUCAACCGCCACAUAUCCAACACCUGGCUGCUAAAGGCAAGAAGAGCGUCUUGCGCGGCAAUCACGGCCUGUGUGUCUGUGGCCUGUUGAACAGCGUACCCAGCAAGCUUCGCCAACGGCCCCAUGUUGGCUAGAGUAGGUCGCCUAUCCAGUUCUUGAAUGAAUCGAAACGAGGGCGUAUUUGGUGACCAUGCGAGGAGGUGAUUUGGUGAUUCGACAACCUCGGAGCUGACUGCCGCCAAGAACUGGCCGUGGCCGAAGCCCUCCUCAGCUGUCACCGUCCACACAAUAAGAGGCAACAGCGCAUUGCAGUUAAUGAGGCUUCGAUGGAAGUCAGACAGCAACGGAAAGGCAAAGUUAAGUGCCAUGACAACCGAUGCGCCUGCGACCGGACCAUCCUCGUCGCGACUCUCGAGUGCCAGAUUUGCCGCCAUCACUACCGCCUCUUCAAGAGUAUUCCUCAUGCCACGCGACAAAGAUUGCCGAUUGCUGGACUCCAUUCCCAUAAGAACACCAGUCAGAACCAGAAGAUGCUGCCAUCGCCUCGAUCGGUCGUCCGCUCCUUUGACGACAGCGCGCGUCCAUUCUUCGCAGCUCAAUCCACCGCCCUCAUGGGGUUCUUUCCGAUCGCGAUUAGCGACUUCAUAGUUAUGGAUGCGCGCGGCCGCAGUAUUGUAUAUGCUGAUAACUCGAACCGAAGUGCGAAUGCCGCCUGGCUGGAACCAUAUCGCAGGGGCCGUUAACAAUUGCGACGUGAGAAGGCCGAGAUUUAGAGGGUUUGUGAGCUCGGUGAGGAGAUGUGUUGUCGACCCGAUGAUCUGCUCGGUCUUUGCAGCAUCGUGGACGUCCGGGUAAUGCUGCAGAACUGUUCUGAGGAGUCUAUCGGAAGACAUAUCGACGCAUUCGGUCUGUAUGGCGAAUGGAAGGAAAUUGUCGAUAGAGAUUUGAUGGAGUAUCUAAGUUGACAAUUCCGAGGUCGCGGUUGCGGCUGCGCAUGCCGACUUCACGGGCUUUUGCCGAGGCCUGGAUGACGUUCCGGAGGCACUUUCAGCUCCAUCAGAACCUCCCUUGCACCCCUGUCCCCUGUCACUGCUAAUUCCAACACCCCAUAAUCAUAGUCAUAUCAAUCCUAUUCUCAACGACACCGCAAGAAUCGGCCAAGUUGAGAGCUGUUGCAGCCUCCAUGAUGGCAGGGUAUGUUCAGAUUGAGUUCCAUCCUUCUUGCAAGCAAAGCGCUAAUCAAUACAAACGAUAGAUGGCCCUGCCAAAUACUCCUCCACCAGACUAUCAAACGCCGCGCUUCCCGUCCCUGAACGUCCAGACUCUAUAUGACACCACUGCAGACAAACAAUUUACCCUCUACUAUGUCUUAGAUGUUUGGCGAUUUACUUUACUAUGGACGCUCAUUAUAUAUGCAUGCUUCCACAUGGGGGCAGUUCUGAUCGCCAUGUUUACCCACGGUUGGAAGAAGUCGUCUUGGAGAUAUCUAUGGGCAGUACCUGUCAUCUAUCUCGUUAUUGCUGGGCUUGAGGCUGUCAUGGCCGGGAGUAUUGUUGGCUUAGUGUUGGGAGCUGUUUACUCUGCUGGAUACUACGAGAUGAACACCUGGAUUCCUUGUACCUGGGGGUUCAUCAACGUAUUGGUACUCAUUAUUUCCUCUUUCUCAAUCCAAGGCGGACUUUGAGGAGGGACUACCAAUUACAUAAUACUCUAUCUUCGGCUGGAGACCAGCUUCGAUCCGUCGCAAACCACCGAUACCUUACUACGUCACGAAGGUGGCCAUUUUGCGCUUGAUUCUCUGCACAAGAAGGGCUACGUUCUAACUUUAGGGCAUAUGGAAAGGCCACCGAUUUCACACUACGUAUUUGUCUGAAGACCAGCCCAAAGUAAGCUGCUUUGACUUCGAAUUGCGUUCUGUCGAGUGCGCACUUUGAGCAUUGGAACUAUGACCAUAUACCAUGUACAGGAGCAUUAACCGGUGGAAAUCUUCGGAAGAAGUACAGCUUAGGGCAUCGGUGCAUAGCUUUGUUUACAAUAUACCCAUUGUUGUUUCUAGAAGCAGUUCCAUGCAAAUAGUGUAUAUCCAACCAUGAGCCUUUGAAACUUCAAGACUUAAUAAUUGCUACCAGCA